Cygnus atratus (black swan) is the source of this 1672-nucleotide messenger RNA. RefSeq names its product chromosome Z C9orf40 homolog (gene CZH9orf40). NCBI's taxonomy places the organism in Eukaryota, Metazoa, Chordata, Aves, Anseriformes, Anatidae. The coding region runs from base 16 to 504 and encodes 162 amino acids. The record is from RefSeq and is a predicted model, not a curated record. The transcript has 2 exons.
GCGCCGGUGCCGCCGAUGGCCAAGCGCGGCGCGGAGCCGUUGGUGUGUCACGUGCCCUGUAAGCGCGUCCUGCGCGAGCCGCCGCCCCCGCCCCGCGCGGCCGAGAGGCGCCCCCGGGCCGAGGCGGCCGCUGCCGGCCCCGCCGCCGCCAAGCGGAAGCUGGAGGAGGCCGAGGCGCCGCCGGGCAAGCGGCACGGGCUGCGGGGCGGCGGGUCCCCCGCCGAGCAGGGCGGGGACGCGGCCACGGCCGCGGGGCGGCGGCGGCGGCGGGGGGCGUCGGAGGCGCAGGACGGGCGGACGGCGGAGGGAGGCAGCGGCCGGGGCAAGGAGGCGGCGGGCGACGAGCAAGAAGAAGAAUUCUGUCAAUAUAACUCAUUCCUGUAUUGGAGAACACCGUUGCCUGCCGUUGAUCUGUCUGAUAUUCAGAACCUAGAUGGAGAGACUACACCUGCAGAUAAAACUCCUUCAAGGACGGAUACCAUGGAGACUGAAAUGGAGACCUGAUCAGUUGUUUCAUAGUUGUGCCAUCUACUUGCAGAAAGCUUGUUUCUGUCUGGAUUCAGUAUAUUCUGCGUGGGAGAAAAAUCAAAGUGCUUCUGUCUUUUUGAAGAAACAGUGUUAUGUUAGUCUGCAAAGGCAAGUCUGGGUUGUCUAAGUUGGUGGAAUAAUCACUGUUAGGUACUCACCGAUAAGCUGGCUGGAGACCUAAGUCUACCUAUCCUUUGUGGAGGAGGCUAUGUUUGUCUAGUGAGAAUGCCUGAAAUCAUGGCAGCCAGCUAAAGGACAGCUACAGAACAUUAGAAAUUCUGGGUAUGAUUGUAAGAAAAAGUUGGGUAAGUUACAUAUGGAAGGGAAAUGGAAAAUCAUUUUGCUCAUCCUGAACAAAAAGUGUAACUAUGGUACCUGAAUGUGAAAUACUUAUCAUGUGAAUUUAUCAUAAAGCACACGAACUGUUGUGGUUUUUAGUGUGUUUUUUUUUAAUGUAAUAGUUAAGCCAAAAAAUAAAAGUCCACCAAAACCAGACAAAACAUUCCCUUUUCUAUGCAAACCAAAAAUGAGUGUGUUGGGGAUGAGAAAGGAAAAGGGGAUCUCUUCUUCGAUAAGCUGUCAGUGUUCUGAACGUUGUUUCACAGUCUUCUUGUGAUCACUCAAAGCAGUGGCAGCUAGCUUCCAAGUUUUUGGUCCAUUCUUAAGUUAAUGUUUUUCCUUAUGCUUUGUGACAUUAUACUAUUUGGUAAAGUUGAAAUGGCAGCUGCAUGCACGAUGUCACGAAAAGUUAAUGCAAUAUAAAAUUACCACAUACACUUUGUCAGAUCUGACUGAGGUUUAUUUUUUCCAGAGACUGUGGAUCUGCAAAAGACUUUUUUUACAGGAGGAGUUCGAUGAAUUAGUGCUUUUUGUUGUGAAAUAUGAAGUUACUGCUUAUCCUUUUGUUUAAUUUAUUUACAGGUUAAAAAACAAUUAGAAAUACCUGUCUUCAAUAAUAGAUUGAAAUUUAAAGUUGUAUUGGCAGAGUGUCAGACUUUGCAAAUGUGGUUUGUCUGUAGUUAUAGCUGACGCCAUAUUUUUACUGGAGUCAUCUUUGAAUAAGAAAACUUCCGUUUUUUAAUUUUAUUUUUAAUAAUGUAUUUGUUAAAAUGUCAAUAAAGUUUUGCCUGUGUGUAUUUGAAAA